UCCACUGAGAAGAGGAAAGACUAAGAAGAGGAAAGAGACAGGUUUUUUGAGAGGAGAAGCGGAGAGGAAGUUUCUAAAGCGGUGAAGAGAGAAAGUACAUUAGAGGAGGGUGGAGUGAAUAAAUGCGUAUAGUGUGCUGGGUAAGUUGUGAGACGGGGGAUGGGGCUCCUAGGAUGUGACUCAGACUCCCUGUCAAAACCAGCGGGGAGGGGACCUGAUGAGAAAAGGGAUAGAACGCAGGAGAGCAGGGGUGGAGUGGGGGAAAGAAAACCCGGCCCCUCUUACACCACCCCAACUCUUCGGCAUUCAGCGUCAGCAAAAACCCUAAUGUGAUCAAGAUGGAAGUUGUCUUUGGACUUUUCUCUGCUCCCCGGCAUUCUGCCUGCCUUUGGGGGCUUCACUGCCUUUCCGACAGUUUUACAGCGGAGAUACUGACUGGAGUCCAGAAAAUGACUUACAGAAUCCUAGACUAAGUACUGCUUACAAAAUAAAACUCUUGUCAACUCUGUUGGAAAGAGAUGGAUUCACAUUUCCCAAACGUGGACGCAUUGCUUUCGGUGGAUGAAUGAAAAGGCAACUUGCGAAACAUCUCUGGAUAACUGUACUCAAAGCAAAUACUGGAUCUUUGUUGGAUUAUCACCUGGUGUUUAAUUACUGAAUAUACAGCUACUGGAUUAUUUUGUAACAAACUGUUUCCACACCGUAGAAUUUACAAGGAGUCCUUGUUACUCAAUCUUAAAAUAUCUAAAAUGUUAUGAGGUGUCAGUUUUUCUGUUGUUUCGAGAGCAAGUAGGAGGAUCAACUGCUUAGGGACAUUUUUUUAUAACCUCCCGUACUUAACUAAAAACCAGGUGCAGGUUCAUGCCAGAGGGUGCAGAUGGCAGUGGCUACCAUCAAGCUCUUCUUCUGAGGAAACAAGAGCAGAUCUGGUGCUGCAUUUUCGCCUGGCGUCAAAAGCUGUAUGGGAUAGCACUGGCUGUCCACCAUGCCAGUAGCCAUACGGAAAAGAAGUUGGGAGGAGCACGUAACUCAUGCUUCAGGAUUACAGUACAGCUAUGAUGAUCUGGAUCUGGUCUGCUGCCAUGGGGUGGACAGCGAGGGGCCUUGGAUGGGAGCAGGGGCUUCCAAACAAGGUAGACGGACGAGGUGUGCCUCCAUGCCAGAGGGCUGCCACCAACUGCCCACAGAGGACCUGGUUCAGACACUUGAGGUAACGGCUUCUGUCGUGAAUGAUGAGACUGAAUCAGAACAAUUGAAGCUUAUGGAAAGCAAUGUAAAAGUUCCACUGGAUUUGCAGGAGGACUCAUUUCAUUCAGAGUUAGUGGAUAUUGACAUUCCCCAAAGGGCCUCUGAAUCAGGGCAUCCCCAAACCACAGACACUGGGAAUUCUGGAGAGUUUCACUGUAACUCAAACAGUGGGAUGUCUAUUGUAAAUAUUUCUUGUGCAACUGAUAGCAGCAGUCACCGUGAGAAAACUAUUAAUGGAGAAGGUGAAGUUGGCACAGAGAGUAGCCAGAGUCACGACAUCUGCAAUGACGAUAAUGUCUUUAAAAGUCGACAAAUCUCUCGUGAAGAGCAACAAUGCAUCUCUAUCUCUUCAAACAAUGGGCCUCUACUGUCUGAAUCUGCUGGUGAACAGCCUGGCAAACUUCCAAAUCAUCAGGAAACAAAGGAGAGCCAUACAGAGGGUUACAGCAGACCUCCUGAAAUCUCUGAGGCCGCACUAAACCAGUCCUCUGCUGCUGAACUGGAACCUCAGACUGACCUCCCAGAUGUAGAAGAAGAGAAGAUUUCCACCGUUGGCCAUGCUGAUGCAAGUGUAACCUCACCUAUUGGUGUACUGCACAGUUCAGUUGAUAUUAUGGAGAGUGGUGAUGUAAUGCCACAGGUUAACAAAACUGUGGAACAAUUUGUGACUUUAGUGGUAGAAGAAGUAUGUGACAAAGGAGUAACUGAAAGCUGGAGCGCAGAUUCUGCUGACAAGCUGGACGGAUUAAAUGGCCCAGAAACUUUAAAUGAAAAUACAGGACUUAAACAUCACUCAAGAGACAUUCAAGGAGGAGAGCAGGAUCAUCAUGACCACACUGGGGUAUUGGAUCAGGCUCGUGGUUGUGAAAUACCCUACCAGACAUUGUUGGAACAGCAUAAUGUUGAAAUGACAGCAAUGAACGGGCCUCAGGGAGAUGAAAGUGCACAAGCAGAAAGCAGCGGGAAAGAAGCAGAAGUCAGGUAUGGGCCAAUCACAUCAUCUGAUAUGUUUUUCAAAGGUCAGUGUUGCACUUUGACAGUUAACAGCAGUACAUCUGAAAAACUGGAUACUGGAUAUUCAGACGAAAACCCCAUUCAGACAAACAUUACUCAGUAUGCAGACCUAUGUGUGGAAACGGCGACCUCUGUAAGUCCACCAACGGAAAACGCUGAUGAACGCUCAGUGUCCAAAGAGUUGGCUUGUUGUGAAGAUCAAACCGUAGCUCAGCAGUUGGAAAAUAGCUGUUCCAAACUGGAUACUAUCCCAGAAGUUAGCCACGUUGCGCCAGAUGACACCCCUGUACUGGAUCUUCAAAAGAACUCAGAUUUCGCCCAAAAUCCAGAUGUUCAGCACUCUCACAUGGAUGAUAAACAUGCAGUUACUGAACAGCACACCGGAAACCUGCCACCAUGCUCGGGAGAAGUCAGCGCUGAGCUCUCAGCAGAAGGACUCCAUGGCAACCAAGAGGCCUCUGGUUGUUACUUCAGUGAGUCACCUGCCUCUGAGGUGGCAGAUGGUCAGAGGGAACAACACAAACCAGCAGCGUCACUCUGUAGGAUGGAGGAGUCAGAUGAGGCCACACACACAGUUAUUUACAGUGACAUACAACUGGCCAGUCCAGUUUUAGAUGGAACGAAUGAACCUGGAGAUCAGAAAGAGGACAAUGUGGUCAAAGUGCGCAUGAGAAAGCGUGAGCAUGCCCGUCUGGACUCAAUGGUUUUGCUGCUGAUGAAGCUGGACCAGUUGGACCAGGAAAUUGAAAAUGCCCUUAGUGCCACCUCCUCUAUGGACAGCACCCCGACCCUCCAUCGACGACAACUCCUGGAGUUUGAUUUAGGAUCAGUGCCAGCAGCAUCAAACCCUCCACAUCCAGAUUACUCUGCUGUCUCCUCCUCAACACCUGCACCGGCCCUUGGAACAAAACCUAAGAGUGGGAGCACCUCCGCCAUUCCUGAAAAAGAAAAGGCUGAGAUCGAAGCCAAAGAGGCCUGUACCUGGCUCCGAGCAGCAGGGUUCCCGCAAUACGCCCAGCUUUAUGAAGAUGCCCUGUUUCCCAUUGACAUCUCUUCAGUCACCAGAGACCAUGACUUCCUCGAUCGGUACGCUAUUGAGGCUCUCUGCAGGAGACUGAACACCCUCAACAAGUGUGCCCUAAUGAGACUGGAGAUAUCACCGCAAAGAAAAAGAAGUGAGGACUCCGAUGAGGAUGAGCCUUGUGCCAUCAGUGGCCGCUGGACCUUCCAGAGGGACAGCAAGCGCUGGUCACGUAUGGAGGAGCUGGAGGUUUUUUCUGCACUUCCUGCAGAUGCUGCCCCACCUCCGUUCCCCAAUGACCCCGUAUCCCAGAAAGGCAAGCUUGCCCUGCACGAAGGGAAUAGCUCAGAGAGUGUGCUGACCGACCUCAGUGAACAACCUGAAGUGGGCUCCAUCCACAGCAGUGGGAGUGGAGGGAGAGGAGAGGAGAAGAGCCAUGGUGCCACCCUGACAAAUGAGGCUAUACCCGCUGGUGCCACUCGAGCCAGCUCUGUAGCUAGCAUGUGUUCGUCAUCGGGCACAGGUGGGUCAGGAUGUGCCAAUGAGGACUCUCUGUCUGAUGGGAUGCCUCCAUCGCCCCUGGAGACACUCGGACAGUUCACCUUUGAUGUGAAAACAGGGAUGGGAGGUCUAGGAGGAAGUCUGGACAGAGGAGGUGGCAGCGGCAAAAGCACACGCUCAAGAGCUAAGAGCUUCCUCAAGAGGAUGGAGAGUCUCCGGCUGCGCAGCGGCACCAUGUCAAAGAGAAAGAAGAAGGCGAGCACCAGCGGAGGGAAGAUUGAAAUUAGUGGCCCUGUCAUCAAAGAGGGUCUAGAUGAUGACAAGUUGCGGAAGCUCAACUGUGUGGAUAUCUCCAGCAUCAUCCUCAACCAGAACCUCAAUCACCACCGCAGUCCCACUCAGACUAUGACACUUAACAGGAAUCGCUCUGUAUCCUACUCCACUCAGACCAGCAACGGCAGCACUGGAAGCACUGGGAGCAGCCAGUCCGAAGCCAGCAGUGGAAGUGCAGUGAGCACACCGAGCCCAGUGACUCGCGCUCGCAGCCACAGCACAGCCGCAGGCUCGAGUAAGAGAGGAGGAAUGUAUUUGGAGGGUUUUGAUCCAUUCAGCAUUCCCCAACAAGCUUCAGAUGGACAGCCAACACCCCCACCCAAAUCUGCCCCACCCAUCCCAUGCCAAGCUAGUAAUGGGAUGACAGUGGAUGAGCAGAACCGCAGGAACAACUUCAGUGUUCAAGACAAUAGCGGACAAGCGGAAGAAGAAGAAGAGGAAGAAGAGGAUGGCAUGAUCUUCUUCUAUUUACCAGAAGGUCACAAGCCUGGAACCUUUCCCAAAGCCCUGCAGGACGGGAGUUCACGCAAUAACAACGGGAAUGAUAACGGGAACUCAGUGAUCCUCAGGGGGCGGCAAAGUAGACGCCAGCGCCGUGGCUCUUCAGGCUCUGUCGACAGCCGGCUCAGUUUUUAUGACAAUGUCCCCUACGCUGAGAGAGAGGAGGAGGAAGAGGGGGAUGAGCGCAAACUGGAGCAAGUGCUGCAACACGUCAGCGGCCUGCAGCGGUUCGUUAAUGCCUGGUCAGAGGCUGUAGCCGGUGAAGAGGAGGAGGAGGAGGAGGAUGAAGAGGAAGAAGGAGACUCAGAUUCAGCACUAGACUCGGCCUCCCCGUGCCCCUCUUCUCCACUGCAGAACCGACUGGAGGAGACGGAGAACGGAAGCGACCAAGACAGCACAGGAAACCCGCUGGGCGAGGGAGAGGAAGGGAUGAGAGAGAGGAGAGAUUCUGGUGUCGGACCAUCUCUAACCAGAACCAGCAGGCCACAGAAACUCCGCUGGCCGAGCUUCCAGAACUCCCAUCGGCCCAGUUUGGCCUCCGCUCAACUCCAGAUUAGCUGCCAAUCUGUGCUACAGAUGAAUCUACUCCAGAAGCUCUCCCUGUUGCAGCUCACUGCUCUGCUCGAGAAACACACCCCUACAAACAAACAUGGCUUCAGCUGGGCUGUGCCAAAGUUUAUGAAGCGGAUCAAGGUGCGCGACUACAAAGACAGGAAUGUGUUCGGUGUGCCACUACAAGUCAUCGUCCAGCGGACAGGGCAGCCUCUCCCUCAGGGAAUACAGCAGGCCAUGCGCUAUUUGCGCAAUCAGUGCCUCGACCAGGUCGGUCUUUUCAGGAAAUCAGGAGUUAAAUCUCGUAUCCAAGCUCUUCGUCAGAUGAACGAGGCGAGCGGCGCAGAUGGGGGAGGUGUCAGCUAUGAGGGCCAAUCGGCAUAUGACGUUGCAGACAUGCUGAAGCAGUACUUCAGAGAUUUGCCAGAACCCCUGCUCACAAGCAAACUUUCAGAGACCUUCCUCCAGAUUUAUCAGUACAUGCCUAAAGAGCUUCGUCUACAGGCGGUGCGUGCCGCCGUGCUGCUUCUGCCCGACGAGAACCGCGAGGCACUGCGGACACUGCUGUGUCUGCUGAGCGACGUGACAGCCUGCGUGUCUGAGAACCAGAUGACUCCCACCAACCUCGCUGUUUGUCUGGCUCCAUCACUAUUCCACCUCAACACCCUGCGCCGCAAGGAGAGCUCCUCGCCAAGGGUGAUGAACAGGAAGCAGACACUGGGAAAGCCGGACCAGAGAGACCUGAAUGAGAACCUGGCUGCCACUCAUGGCCUGGCACACAUGAUCCAGGAGUGCAGGAAACUCUUCCGGAUCCCAGAGGAGAUGAAUCGCUGCAGGAACUCAUAUGUGGAGCAGGCACUGCUGCCUCGACGCUUGGAGGACCUUGUAGGUGAAGAGGCCGGACAGGGUGGUUACAGGGACUACUUACAGGAGAGCCUAGACGCCCUCCUCAAAGAGGCCAAGGACAAGUUCAAAGGUUAUGACAGCUGCUCCACACCUGAGCACGCCGAGCUGGCCUGUAGAAAGGUGCAUGAUGGCUUUCCAUUGCGGCAGUGGAAGGUGACUGUGGAGGUUCCUGUGAGUCCCGAGGAGGUUCUGACACGAGUGCUGCGGGAGCAGGGCCACUGGGACGAGGACCUCCUCGAGAGCCGGAUGGUGGAGACCCUGGAUGAGAGGACAGAGGUCUACCAGUAUGUCAGGAACACCAUGGCUCCACAUCCCACCAGAGACCACCUAGUGCUAAGAACAUGGGUAACGGACCUGCCAAAGGGAGCAUGUGCACUGGUGUGUUCAUCUGUGGACCAUGAAGGCGCACCUGUUGUAGGCGUUCGUGCCAAUGUCCUUAUCUCGCGCUACUACAUCGAACCCUGUGGAGCAAACAAGUCCAGACUCACACAUAUUUCCAGGAUCGACUGCAGGGGUCGUUUCCCAGAGUGGUACAAUAAACUGUAUGGACACCUAUGCGCUGCUGAGGUGGCGCGGAUACGUGACUCAUUCACCGUGCCCAUGGAAAAAUAAAAGAGCAGUGUGCAGUGUGGGCAACAACAGACUGAAAAGCUCUUUUAAACCCUGGACUGCUCGAAAUGACUCAUUCCACCCAUUCCAACAGGGAGGUAGAUGGGGUCACUCACAUUUAAAGGACAAAUCCUGGAUCCUGGAUUGAAGGACUUUUUUUUGCUCUGAUUUUGUCACAACAGUCUGGUGUUAUCAUUUUAAAACUGUUCUGUUGGGGCUCUUAGUGUGCUGCCAAGAGGACUCAUGUCACACAAACAUUUAUCUGGGCCAAAGGACAUAACGUAGCUGUUACGGGAUGGGAGGUUUAAACUUUAUCCAAAGGGUGCUAUUGCUUCUGAGAAGCAAAGUGGGAUUCUACGAGUGUGUGUGU
Molecule: messenger RNA, 7055 nt
Organism: Morone saxatilis (striped sea-bass)
Lineage: Eukaryota; Metazoa; Chordata; Actinopteri; Moronidae
Gene: dlc1
Product: DLC1 Rho GTPase activating protein
Exons: 18
Coding region: 986-6688 (1900 amino acids)
Biological process (GO): regulation of Rho protein signal transduction; signal transduction; actin cytoskeleton organization
Cellular component (GO): focal adhesion; membrane raft
Molecular function (GO): GTPase activator activity; protein binding; lipid binding
Source: RefSeq, a predicted model, not a curated record